Trichoderma atroviride IMI 206040 is the source of this 1080-nucleotide messenger RNA. RefSeq lists its product as uncharacterized. The record is from RefSeq and is a predicted model, not a curated record. NCBI's taxonomy places the organism in Eukaryota, Fungi, Ascomycota, Sordariomycetes, Hypocreales, Hypocreaceae.
AUGGUUCAGCCGGCGGGGGACGGCGUCCAGCUUCUCUAUGCCUCGAUCGUGCUGCUUGUGCUGACUUGGCUGACGUUCAUUCUACGAAUGUCAGUGCGAGUUUGGCGAAAUGCCUCGGGCUGGGACGACUUGUUGAUGUUUAUAGGCCUUCUUCUCUUUACGGUAACAGCUUCCCUAUGCAUUGUCUGCUGCUUCCUCGGAUCUGGUCAGCUUGCUGUCCAUCUGAGUAAGAGUGAUAUCAUGCAUGGAACCAAGAACUUUUUCAUCGCCGAAUUCUUUUACUCCUCUAGCACUGUCUUCAUCAAGAGCAGCAUCGCCAUAACGCUUUACCGAAUUGCCGACGCUCGCCGCCGUUACAAGUGGACUAUCUGGGCCGUCAUAAUCGCCACGAGCAUUUCCGCCAUCGUAUUCAUAGUCGGCAUUUCCAACAUUUGCCAUCCCAUCACCACUCUAUGGGGCGAAACUACUACCGGCACAUGCAAUCUCGAGCUGAAUAGCGACGUCAGUUUCUUCUUUUCUGCCAUCGAGAUUAUAACGGAUUGGACUCUGGCAAUUUUGCCUGCGGCCUUGUUGUGGAAAAUCCAGAUGAAACCCACGGUUAAGUUUUCAGUAGCCAUUAUUCUUGGCAUGGGUGCUUUUGCAAGUUGCGCGACAAUCGUCCGACUUCGCUAUCUAACUCUCUACAGCAACCCCACAGAAUUCAUGUUCGGAACCGGGAAGAUCGGCCUCUGGUCCGUUAUCGAAGAAGGCAUUGGCAUCAUCGCAGGCUCGCUGCAUGCCCUUCGUCCUCUCCUCUCUCUCCCCAUCUUCGGCGGCUCCUCCAACCGCGGCACGUCGGGCUCAUCUUCGGCGAACAAAUUCAUGUCGUCAAGGAGUGGACAUCAAGAUAGGCGCGCGGACAUCAAUAUGGAUACGUUCCAUCAGCUGGGGGACACAGAUGGGGAUGGGGAUGGGGAGAGCUCCAAACACAUCUUGAAGGAGACGAAAGUCACAAUGACAAGAAGCAACCGAGCUGCUUCACCAGGAGCAUAUGGCAGGAGCCAGGUCCUGGGGUGGAAGCAGAACAACUAUGAGACCUGA